GAUGUCACCCACAGGCCGAGCAGCCCAAAGUGCUGAGUGCCGUGGAGGACCGCAUGGACGAGCUGGGCGCCGGCAUUGCCCAGUCCCGGCGGACCGUGGCCCUCAUCAAGAGCGCAGCGGUGGCUGAGCGGGAGAGGGUGAGCCAGCUGUUUGCGGAGGCUGCAGCCACCCUGCAGGGGUUCCAGAAGGAGGUGCUGGGCUUCAUCGAGGAGGGGGAGAGCGCCAUGCUGAGCCGCUCCUGGGGCAACCUUCAGUGGCUGGAGGAAUAGCAUAGCAGGCAGCGGGCCUGACACAACCUUAGCCAGGCCCCUGAGGCCAACUCAGUCCAGCUUCCUGAGCUGCUGGCACUCAGGCUGGCCCUGGAGGAGGGGUGCGGCCCUGGGCCUGGACCCCCGCGGGAGCUCGGCUUCACCAAGUCAUCCCAGGCUGUGAAGGCGGUGAGAGAGGCGCUGGCCGCGGCCUGUGCCAGCCAGUGGGGGCAGCUGCGGGGGCUGAGUGGUGACGAGGACGGGCCGCACAAGCUCGGCCCAGAAGCCGAUGCUGAGUCCCAGGACCCAGAUACCAGCAGCCACCUGGACAGCGAGGUGCCCCGGGAUUACUUCCUCAAGUUUGCCUACAUCGUGGACCUGGACAGUGACACGGCGGACAAGUUCCUGCAGCUGUUCGGCACGAAAGGCGUGAAGAGGGUGCUGUGUCCCAUCAGCUACCCCGAGUCCCCCACCCGCUUCACGCACUGCGAGCAGGUGCUGGGCGAGGGCGCCCUGGACCGGGGCACCUACUACUGGGAGGUGGAGAUCAUCGAGGGCUGGGUCAGCGUGGGCGUCAUGGCCGAAGAUUUCUCCCCACAAGAGCCCUACGACCGGGGCCGGCUGGGCCGCAACGCCCACUCCUGCUGCCUGCAGUGGAACGGACGCGGCUUCUCCGUCUGGUUCCACGGGCAGGAGGCGCCCCUGCCGCACGCCUUCUCGCCCACGGUUGGGGUCUGCCUGGAAUAUGCCGACCGAGCCCUGGCCUUCUACGCCAGCGUCCUGGACAGCCACUUCCCGGGGCUCUUCAGGAGCCGGCUGAAGCCCGCCUUCUUCCUGGAGAGCGUGGACGCCCACCUGCAGAUCGGGCCGCUCAAGAAGUCCUGCAUAUCCGUGCUCAAGAGGAGGUAAUGCGGGCGCCGGGCCUCGGCCGCUGCCUCGGCUCCUGGCAUUUGCGACUCCGCAGCCCACGCGUCCUCAGUCCUCAGCAGCCUCAUUUCUAAAAGAACCCUUGGCCUCCCAGACCCUCUCAAGUGCCUCUCAGACCCCCCUCCCCCCACUGCCGGCCUUGUUUCCGGGAGAGAGAGCCACAGCCAGGACAGAUCCAGGCUAUUCCAAGCCCUCCCUUUCCAGGUGCCUAGGACAGUGCUUGGCACACAGUAGGUGCUCAAUAAACACUUGUUGAAUGAA
This is a messenger RNA of Myotis davidii, 1436 nucleotides long. It is a transcript of the gene TRIM47, whose product is annotated as tripartite motif containing 47. Lineage: Eukaryota; Metazoa; Chordata; Mammalia; Chiroptera; Vespertilionidae. The record is from RefSeq and is a predicted model, not a curated record. Gene Ontology annotation, molecular function: protein binding.